UUCACCACAUUUCACGAUCUCAGAGCCGAGAAGGGGAAUGCAUCCCCCUCCUGAUUCCUAUCCCAGCAAAGCAAUUCUCCAGCAGUCUGCUGCUGCGAUUAUUCGGCGUAGCUCGUUUCGCGUGCUGCAUUCUCGUUAGCUGACACCCCGCGCGCUCUUACCAGCAGAGCAUUUUAUCAACGACCAGGACACUGUAUGCAGCAGUAAUCCCCGUGACGGGGCGGUCAUAUUUGUCGGUGCGACACUAGAAGAGCACCGUGCUUAUGUUCGUGACGAGCUCAGCACGCUAUAUGACUUUUGAGUCGACUCAAAAGUCGAACUCAGCACGCUAGAGCCCGCUUGUGCUUUGCGACGGCCAGCGGUUGGGGCGUGAUAGGACAUCCAUGGGACCCCUGCCCACUUCAAAGCAUUAAGCUCUCACGCAAAGCUCCCGUUUAACUCCCCGGUUACUACGACUGGGAACUCCACUGCACGACUGAGAGUCGCACGGCGACAAAGAGUCGCACGGAGAAAACGAGUCGCACGGAUAUAAAAACUCGCACGGAGAUCAAAAGUCUCACGGCGAUAAAGAGUCGCACGGAGAUAGAGAGUCGCACGGAGAAAAGAAGUCGCACGGAGAUAAGGUUUCGCACCGCGAGAUAGCGAGUCGCACGGCGAGAUAAAGGGUCGCACGGCGAGAUGGGCGCCGAGGGAGUCAAACCGCCGCCGCUGCAGCUGCCGACGGAACAGGUGGAUCUGAUCCGCGCGACGUUCGCAUCCAAGAUCGAACCCGACGUGUCUAAACACGCCCUCGAACUGUACAUCAAGCUUCUAGAGCUGAUCCCAGAGGCGGCUCAGAUGUUCUCCAUGACUCGGAGGGCCAAGGAGCCGCACCGAGAGAACAAGCUCCUGCAGGCGCACGCCACCACCGCCAUGAAGAUGGUGUGCAGCGCAGCGGUGAAGCUGGACCGACAGAAGGACGUUCGGGCUUUAAAGACGUCUCUAGCAGAUCUUGGUUCGCGACACCUGCUGUUUGGCGUCACAAGCGAACACGCCCCGAAGCUAAGAGCUGCAUUUGUGGCAGUUCUAUCAGAAGCCCUUGGAGAAGAGUGGGGAGGAGACGUGGAGAAAGCAUGGGUAGCUGCGUAUAAUGCCAUUGAAUACAUGUUCCUGGUUGGGUUUCUAGGUUUGCAAGAAUAACCAAGAAUGCUGAGACAUCACGCAAAUUAUUUAUUCGUUUUGUUCCUCUACCAC
This is a messenger RNA of Closterium sp. NIES-67, 1233 nucleotides long. The record is from the annotation of a GenBank genome assembly. NCBI's taxonomy places the organism in Eukaryota, Viridiplantae, Streptophyta, Zygnematophyceae, Desmidiales, Closteriaceae.